CGUCUGCGCAUGCGCCUGCGGCCGCUGCGGGUUUUGCGCACGGGGACGCGACAGCAGCGGAGGAAUCCAUAGCAACGGCGGAUAAACAUGAGUUACUACAGCAGAGCCUCCAGUUCUUCCAGCUUCGCGUCCAGCGCCAUGACCAGUACGCUGGAGGACGACAGUCUGAACCUCAGACAGCAGAAACUGGAGAAACAGAGGGCGCUGCUGGAGCAGAAGCAGCGUCGAAAGCGUCAGGAACCGCUGAUGGUCCAGCCGAACUCAGAGGGACGUCCCCGGCGCUCGCGUCCCCGCCGAAGUGAAGAACAAGCCCCGCUCGUGGAGACACACCUCAGCACCGCCAGUGACAUCAUCCUAGACGGCAUCGACGGCCCCGCGGCUCUGCUGGGGUCAGAAGCUCCAGAUCUGUGCAGUAAGAUCCAGGUUCAGUCGAUCAGUCCACCGCAGGAGACCUCGCCGCCCGCCGCAGACGAGCCAGAGACAGACGCAGACACACACACACUGCUGGAGCCCAAACCUGACAUACACACACUGCUGCAGAGGAGCGGACUGUCCGGCAGCAUGAACUACGACGAGGCCAGCGAGGAAGACGAUGAUGAAGCUGAGGAGCGAAGCCGAUCGCUGUCGCCGAACACAGAGAGCACUCGUCCUGCGUCGGCCUCCAGCAGCAAAUCCACCACGGAGUGUGUCCUGCUGGGUUCUCCGUCGGCUGAGGGCUCCUCCAUUGAGGUGGAUAAUCUGGAGGAGUUUGUGCUCCGUCCGGCUCCGAGGGGGGUCACCGUCAAGUGCCGCAUCUCACGAGACAAGAAGGGCAUGGAUCGCGGUCUCUAUCCCACGUAUUAUAUGCAUCUGGAGAGAGAAGACGGCAAGAAGGUGUUCUUACUGGCUGGACGCAAGAGGAAAAAGAGCAAAACAUCCAACUAUCUGAUCUCUGUGGACGCCACAGAUCUGUCCCGUGAGGGCGAGAGCUUCAUAGGAAAACUGAGGUCGAAUCUGAUGGGAACCAAGUUUACGGUGUACGAUAACGGCACGAAUCCCACGAAAACCCCCGGGGCGCUGCUGGAGGAGACCAACACUCGGCAGGAGCUCGCCGCCAUCUGCUACGAGACCAAUGUUCUGGGCUUCAAAGGGCCACGGAAGAUGACCGUCAUCAUUCCUGGGAUGAACAUGAACUUCGAGCGUGUUCCGGUUCGUCCGGCGUGUGAGCAGGAGUCUCUGCUGAGUAAAUGGCAGAAUCACUCGCUGGAGAAUCUGAUCGAGCUGCACAAUAAAGCGCCGGUGUGGAACGACGACACACAGUCUUACGUGCUCAACUUCCACGGCAGAGUCACGCAGGCCUCCGUCAAGAACUUCCAGAUCGUGCACGAUAACGACCCUGACUACAUCGUGAUGCAGUUUGGUCGUGUGGCGGAGGACAUCUUCACUCUGGACUUUAACUACCCCAUGUGUGCCCUGCAGGCCUUUGCUAUCGGCCUGUCCAGCUUCGACAGCAAACUGGCCUGCGAGUGACCAUGACACACACACACACACACACACACACACUCAGGACACUAAAGCGCAGUCGUCCUCAGGAAGAGGACUUGUGCUGUAUCACAAUAAUUACAAACAAAAGGACCAAAUUAAUUGUUUUAUAAAUGAAACACAUCGAAUCAUUUAACCUUCUACUACCUAGAAUAACUGACAAGAUGAUCCUGCAAGUUUGUUUUCUGCAGAAAAAGAAGAUACGCAGGAUUAAUGCUUUAAUGGACCCAUAGAAAAGAGACUGAAAUGGAGAGAUUUUAUUUAAGCUUUUUAUGAUGUCUGAGGGAUUUGAAGAGUAUUAAGAACAUUUUGGGGUCAGAACUUUAUUGAAGCUUGUUUCUGCCACGGGAUAAAAAAAAAAAAACUUAACUGUUACUGUUUUUCUCACAGUUGUGAGAUUAUAUCUCAUAAAUCAACAUUAAUGUCUCACAAUUAUGAGUUUAUAUCAUGCAAUUUUGUAUUUAUAGCUUGCAAUCCUGCCCUUAUAUCUCACAUUGUUUAUAUCUCACUAUUCUGCAUUUAUAUCGCAAUUCUGAUUAUUUUACACACUUCUGAUUUUAUAUCUCACAAUUCUGUGUAUAUAUCAUAAAUCAGAUUUUAAUUUCUCACAACUGAAAUGGUCACAAUGACUUAUUUUUGAUCUCGUGAAAACAAGCUUCCAUAGACUUGACCGCUGAAAUUAAAAAACGAUAUAUAUUUUGCAUUAAAAAAAUACAAAUAAAUAACAAAUCAUGUAAAAGAGCAAUUGGGAAUUACAAUAAAUUAUACAUAUCCAUUAUGGUAGUGAAAAUGUUCAUGUUUAAAAAUAUGCUUUUUUUUUUUUCUUCAGGUACAGUGUGUUUUCUUUUUUUUUUGUUAUUAAUAAGGUGAUAUGUGUCCUAGAUGUAUCUUCAUGAGUUUUACAUUUUUUAUUUGGACGACUAUGUAUUUUUUGCAUUCUGCAUGUUGAAAUAUGACAUUUUUAUCACUUGUUUUUAAACGUGGUCCGUUAUUUGUCUUUUCACUAGUCUUUGCUCACCAUAAGUCCCUGAGGAAACACACUGCAUGUUACUGAACGCGGAGAAGCGCUGGAUGGAGAAAAAGGGAAGCUCAAGCACAUUUGGUUUCCUGUUGAUAUGUUUGAUGUGUGUUAAUAUUCAUCCUAUGUUGCGUGUCUGUCAACCAAGAGUAUACUGACAUUUUAUAUAUAUGUGUAUAUAUAUAUAUUAAAAAAGCAAAACAAUUUUGUUUUCAUUUUAAACCAAUAACCUGUUUGCACAAACUGUAUUUUAUGAUGACACUGUUGGUAGAAAUGCUGUAAUUAAAAGUCAGAAAUAUGGAAAA
This is a messenger RNA of Carassius gibelio (silver crucian carp), 2844 nucleotides long. RefSeq names its product TUB like protein 3 (gene tulp3). Gene Ontology annotation, biological process: protein localization to cilium. NCBI's taxonomy places the organism in Eukaryota, Metazoa, Chordata, Actinopteri, Cypriniformes, Cyprinidae. The record is from RefSeq and is a predicted model, not a curated record. Gene Ontology annotation, cellular component: cilium. The transcript is spliced from 12 exons. Bases 88 to 1509 code for a protein of 473 amino acids.